Papaver somniferum (opium poppy) is the source of this 588-nucleotide messenger RNA. RefSeq lists its product as uncharacterized. The transcript is spliced from 3 exons. Lineage: Eukaryota; Viridiplantae; Streptophyta; Magnoliopsida; Ranunculales; Papaveraceae. The record is from RefSeq and is a predicted model, not a curated record. Gene Ontology annotation, molecular function: nucleic acid binding; RNA-DNA hybrid ribonuclease activity. The coding region runs from base 1 to 588 and encodes 195 amino acids.
AUGGUAGAAAAGGUGUUUGAGAAAUGGAUACAUAAAACAGUAGAGGUCUAUGUCGAUGACAUGCUAGUAAAGAGCAAAGAGGAGGAAGAUCAUGUUGAUGAUUUGAGAGAAAUCUUUGAGCAGAUGCGAAAGUUCAAUUUUAAGGCUCAUAAGAUUAAGUCACAAAUCAUCGCAGAGUUCCUGGACGAAUUUCCAUUGGAGGAAGAUGAGUAUGUAGAAGAUAUGAUGGACGUGGAUGAGGAACAUGGGAAUCUUAAAGAUUUAUUGACAGAUCGAAAUUCAAACCGAUGGGAGAUACUAGUAGAUGGAUCGUCUAAUGGAGAAGGAAAUGGUAUUGGUAUUGUCUUUAUUUCACCAGAAGGAGCGCGAAUGGCUUACUCAUUCAGAUUGGAGUUCGCAUCUACAAACAAUGAAACCGAGUAUGAGGCAGUUGUACAUGCAUUGAAGUCAGCAAUUGAAAUGGAGGUACAGGAAGCGCGAGUAACUAGUGAUUCCCAAUUAGUAAUUCGACAGAUAGAAGGUAAAUAUUGUACAAAUGAACCAUAUUUACAGAAAUACAAGAAAUUGGUCAUGGAAUUAGCAGAGUGA